This is a messenger RNA of Sorghum bicolor (sorghum), 2855 nucleotides long. RefSeq names its product histone-lysine N-methyltransferase SUVR4. The transcript has 10 exons. Gene Ontology annotation, molecular function: protein binding; zinc ion binding; histone methyltransferase activity. Lineage: Eukaryota; Viridiplantae; Streptophyta; Magnoliopsida; Poales; Poaceae. The record is from RefSeq and is a predicted model, not a curated record. The coding region runs from base 464 to 2497 and encodes 677 amino acids. Gene Ontology annotation, cellular component: nucleus.
UCGUCGCCUGGCUCGCUUUUGCCAUCUGGCCAGUCGUACAGCCAACCCCUUCCCUUUUUUUUUCUUUCCUCCCCUGUUUCGGAAGGCAGCUCCUCCCACGCCAACGCCACGCCUUGUGCCAAAAGCCCUCUCUCGCCUCAACGACGCCUCUUCCUCUUCGGAAUCGCUUGGCCUCUCCAAACCCUAGCCCGGUGGCGGCGAUCGCGCGCCGCCGGGCGUCGUCCGUCGCGGGGAGUGAGCGGGGGCCGUCCGUUUCGGGCGGCUCGCGCAGGAGGCGCGCCGGCAGCCUGAUCACGCCGCUGGAGGAACGCCGAUCGCCCCUGCCUCGGUUUCCUCGCCUCCGGCGGCUCACUUAGGAAGGCUGGGUUUUCUAUCCGCUCCACCAUCGGCGGAAGCGUGGGAGAGGCGGCGCAGUGGUUCUGUUUUCUGGUCUUCGUCCCAUUCAGUGGUUCCUUGAGCAAGGAUGGAACUAUCCAAGACUUCCAUGGAAAAAAUAGAUGAUGCAAUUAAAUCAACGGCCGAUUUUGGUUUUUCAAAGGAAACUGUUCUACGAGUAUUGAAAAAACUGCUAAAAGUAUAUGAUGGAAACUGGGAGCAUAUAGAAGCUGAUAACUAUUCUGUUUUGGCUGAUGCUAUACUUAGUGAUUCAGAUCCCGAAGAAGGGCAGAAAAAGCGAGCUGAGAAGAAGAAUCUGGAUUCAGACCACCAUAGGAAGAAGCUUAAGACUAAAGAGCAUGGCCGGAAGGCAAAAUCUUGUACGCAUGGCAGUGUGAAGAGAGAGCUAGCUGAGGUGCCACGUCAGCAAGAAGCAGAAUCCUUAGAGGGGAGAACCAAUGCUAAUCAAUUGCUGGAGUCUUCACCAACUAUCAUUAGUAAGGAACAAAAAAUGAAAAUAAGUCGUGCAGAGACUACAAGAAUUGGUGAAAAUGGUUCGACUUUACUUGAAAGUCAAGAUCCUUGCACCUUUGAGACCCCACUUGCAGUUAUAUGUCCUGAAGUUUUAGAACCCAGCUGUCACAAUGGACAUCAAGAUGCUCACAUGAUUUCUGGUGUCAAGCACCCUACUGAUAAGAAGUUUAAAGGUAUUUUGGUUGCACAUGAAGGACAUAUGGUUGAUGCAUGUAGCAGCCAAGCGAUUGUAAGCAGCAAAGAUUUUUCCACCAACUUUCAGGUAGAAUUGUCCAACUAUGGAAAAGGGAAGCUAUCAUUCUUGUUCAACCCUUCCUUGGCAAAUGGUUCUGAUUUUCAAAUGCCUGGCAUUCAAUCAAUAUGCAAGGCCAUGGAGGCUAAAUGCCUCAGGACAUACAAGAUCCUAGAACCCAAUUUCUCUUUCAUGAAACUUUUGGAUGAUACUUGCCAGUGUAUUCUUGAUCUGGGUUCUGGACCCAACGGUGGUAGUGCUGAUUCUGGAGGUAACCAGAAUAAUCCUAGUAAUAUGAGGGUUAUUCAGCAUCUACCCACAGGCAUCAAGAGACAAUAUCAUGAUGUCAAUGAUAUAACGAGGGGUGAAGAGUGUUUGAGCAUUCCAAUAGUCAGUGGAGAGGAUGGGGUUCUUCCUCCUCCAUUUUACUAUAUAUCUCAAAAUAUCACCUUCCAAGAUGCCUAUAUCAACCUAUCACUUGCUAGAAUUGGAGAUGAAAAUUGUUGUUCUGGUUGUUUUGGAGAUUGUCUAGCAGAGCCACUUCCUUGUGCUUGUGCACGAGAAACUGGUGGAGAAUUUGCAUACACAAGAGAUGGCCUGCUUAAGGAAGGAUUUCUAGAUGCUUGUGUCUCAAUGCUCCGGGAACCACUUGAACAAUCUUACUUCUACUGCAAUGGUGUUUGUCCUAUUGAACAAAUGAAGGGAGUAAACAAACCUGAAGCUUGUAAAGGGCACCGUAUUAAGAAAUUUAUCAAGGAAUGCUGGAGAAAAUGUGGUUGCACAAGAAAUUGUGGAAACCGUGUGGUUCAGCGAGGCAUUACUCGCAAGCUGCAGGUGUUCUUAACUCCAGGGAAAAAGGGAUGGGGCUUGCGCUCUGCUGAAAAUCUUCCUCGUGGUGCUUUUGUCUGUGAGUAUGUUGGUGAAAUAUUAACAAACACUGAACUAUAUGAGCGAAACACUGAGCUAUCUGGGAAAAAUAACCAAAGGACUGGUAAAGUAAAGCAUACAUAUCCUGUGCUACUCGAUUCUGACUGGGGCACUGAAGGUGUUCUGAAGGAUGAGGAAGCCCUCUGUCUAGAUGGUACUUUUUAUGGGAAUGUGGCAAGGUUUAUAAACCACAGAUGCUUUGAUUGCAAUAUUAUUGCAAUUCCUGUUGAGAUUGAGACGCCUGACCACCACUACUAUCAUCUGGCAUUCUUCACAACGAGGGAAGUAAAGCCUUUUGAAGAACUGACAUGGGACUAUGAAAUUGAUUUUGAUGAUGUCAACCAUCCUAUCAAGGCAUUCAAAUGCCAUUGUGGAAGCGCAUUUUGUCGGGACAGAAGGCGCAUGUCAAGUGUCCGAAGGAGGAUCUAACUCUUGAGCUCUGGUGUUAUCCUGAGAAUAUUCAAGAGACUCAAGGCGGGGCAGAAUUUUGCUGGGUCCUAUUCUUUCAUCGUCAAGACAGAUGAUGCCUUGCUUACCUUUGAAUCUAGAGUUAAUCUAUUUGCUCGGGGCAUGGACAAAUGUUGUCGUCUAGGAUACUGAUUCUGGGGUGGUUCAAGAAACGUUGAUCUACCAGGAUUACUAGAAACACUUGUUCUUGAUUAUUUUUGUCAGCAAGAGAUGUAAGUGAUUCUGGAAUGUGACUGAGCACUGCGACGGAUCUGACUAGGUUAACUUAAGGGUUUUAUAAAUUGGUAAUCCCCUGGUCGUUUGGACCAUCUUAUUGCAA